Molecule: messenger RNA, 4932 nt
Organism: Aplosporella prunicola CBS 121167
Lineage: Eukaryota; Fungi; Ascomycota; Dothideomycetes; Botryosphaeriales; Aplosporellaceae
Exons: 5
Coding region: 1-4932 (1643 amino acids)
Biological process (GO): positive regulation of transcription by RNA polymerase II
Cellular component (GO): nucleus
Molecular function (GO): transcription factor binding
Source: RefSeq, a predicted model, not a curated record
AUGUCGACCGGACCAUUGCGCAGACAUCGGUCGACGUCGCGCAGCAGUUCGACGCGCGCCGACAACUCCUCCCUGCCACCACCUGCCCCCAGCACCACGCCCAGGGCCGCCGAGUUCGAGCCAUGCGCCGCCACCGCAUCCUUCUUCCUCUACGCCCAGCGCAACACUAUCCUGUGCCUCCACCAUGAUACUUUGGCCAUUGAACGCCGCUUCGGCCGCCACCGGGAGGACGUGUCGUGGAUUUCUGCAGACAAUGUAAGCGAGAGAGGCGCUGGUCGACUAGUGGUUAGCUACGAUGUGGGGAACACGGCCAUUGUUUGGGACCUCCUCACGGGCGACGAGGUUUCGCGUUUCGCGUCAUACGAACAAAUCAGGACCGCUGCUUGGAUGCGCAAUGGAAAUAUUGCUUUUGGCAACUCCCAGGGAAACAUUAUUCUCUUCGAACCAGCCACCUCCGAGCAUAUCUCGGCGAGGACAAUCUUCGACCCAAUCACAGCUCUUGCACCAGCUGCCGACUGUCGUACAUUCGCCAUCGGAUAUCUCAACGGGUCGAUCCUGAUUGCGUCGCUCCAACCUUCAUUUACGAUUUUGCACACCCUCACGACGCAAAAGACCCCGUCGCCGAUCAUCAACUUGGCCUGGCAUGGCUCUUCUUCAAAGCAAAAAUCAGAUAUGUUGGCGACGCAGAUGUCGGACGGCGAUCUGCGUGUUUGGAGUGUAGCCAAAGCUCCUCACAAUGAUCCUCCGUGCGUGAUCAGAAUUUUGAACCGUUCUGAGAACAGGGAGGUCGGCCCAUGUUGGUUUGCCUGGUCCAAGAAUGGCAGAAUCGUGCAGUACUCCGAAGGAUCCACCUACGCCUGGGACGUGCGCACCAAAAAGGUCACUUACGAGGUGGUACCAACAAUAGACGGCGUCACGGCCAUUGCCAAUUACGGCCCUCAGGCUACUCUGUUCACCCUAGGCCGAAACCACACUGUGCAACAGUACGAUCUCAACCCGAACAAUGCGCCGAUGCUUGUUGCAAAUGUUCAGCAUGUUCCGGCAAAUGCUCCCCCUUCACCGCCAAAUUCGAUCGAGGAAAAGAAGGAGCAGACCAGUGACACCGAAACAGCCUCUGCGCUACCCGUGUACCUGGACUCUGGGGCAAGCAGUGAAGAUGAGGGUGUAGCCAUGUCUCCUCUGCAAAAGAUUGCACAGGAAAUGGACCAAUUGGAAGAGGAGCGCCGUGACCGUGUUGGUCCCCUGAGUCCUGUAUCGAGCAGGUCUUCCACUACUUCUCGUUCCUCGGGUGGGUCAAGAAAGCACCGCUACCGCUAUGACAAGCCAUCAUCCCGCGAUUCCGAAUCAACGGGAGGAUCGACAAUAUUUUCUUCGGGUUCAUCGACAAACUCUGGGCCGUCUUACCACGGACGUGAGAGCAUGUCGAUCCGCUCUGGAUCAUCAUACGCCUCCUCCUCCAAGCAUAGGUCAAGACCCUCUGGGCUGCGACAGGAGGUUCUUCGCAGUCCGGCAGAAGAUGCCAACCAGGAAUUGGACCUGUUCCCAUUUGCCAAAGCCCGUCUCAGCGAUGUUCCAUUCAGGAUGCCUCAGCCUGGCGCAGCGAAAACUCCCGAUGAUCUUCGACUCCAAAUGUUAAGCGUUGUUUUUGGCUGGGAGGGAGAUAUCGAGGGUCUGGUUCGCGACGAACUAAGCCGUCACCAGCCAGGUUCCGCUACCGGUGUUUUGCUUUCAAAAUGGCUUGGUGACAACGGCGCCGACCUGAUGGCUUCCAUGAUUGGCUCCGAGUCAAUGACUUCGUCCGACUGGAUGCUGCUCGCACUAGCCUCAAUAGGCAAAGACUCACAGAAGAAGGUCGGCGAAGCAUUCGUGCAGCGACUUCUGGAGAAGGGCGAUGUCCACCCAGCUGUUGCUAUCCUUCUCGGCUUAGGCGAACCAAACGAAGCGAUAGAGGCCUACGUCACCCGCAAGAAAUACUUGGAAGCAAUUUUCCUUACAUGUCUCCAUUUCCCGGAAGACUGGCAGCGGAUAUCCCAUCUCGUGAGGAAAUGGGGCGAAGUUGCGGUCACGACUGGCAGCCCAGAGCUUGCUGUCAGAUGCUUCUACUGCACCAGUUUUGAGUCGACGGAACCCUGGUCCUCGCCGCGUGCGCAAGACGCUGUGUUUUCUGCGCAAAAGGAGCAGCAGCAAAUUUCCUUACAAAUCAGCCCUCCUUUGUCGCCGCCCCCAGGAUCCGUUGGCUCCAGCCGCGUGAAGAACGCAGCUCUAAAGCUUGUUACCAACUUUGAUGACAAGGGAUCAAACUUCCUCUCCGCCCACGAUGACCGCACGGCUGUAGGCAUAACACCGAUCGCUCAGUCUGCCCUAUCGCCUUCAGGUGGAAACAACCCCUGGUUGCGGCCCAGUGCCAGGACGCGGGAACCAUCAUCUGCCAGGACCGCCACUCCUGGAGGUUACAUGCGAAAGCGCUUCCCAUCGAAACCGGACUUUGACAGGGGCACGCCAAUCGAACUCAACGUUCCUGAGUUUGGUGGAGAAACCCCUCAACCCACGACUGCCGUAAAGGAGACCGACGAUCAGAUCGAUUUGCCAUUUGUGCAGGAGCCGGAACCUAGCUUGACUGCCCAAGCUAGUCAAGAGGAGCCGGAAGAGGAUGCGCCGAUGCUAUUGAGCGCAGUCUCGUAUGAUCCAAAGACAUCCAAGGCCAGGUUGGCCGAAGACCCACUUCCUUCCCCUGCACACGGCGUUUUUGAGCAACUCAGACAACGGGAAACCAGCAGGCGCAACGAAUCUCGGGACAGGAAACCUGAUGGCCUUUCGGUUGAUAUCUUGGACACUGUUGAGACUGGCCCAAACUCCGGGCUCCCCUCCAGCCGUAUGGGAGAGCUCAGCCCGCCUUCUACUAGCAACAGCUUGAAGAGUGCCAAGGUUAGAAGCAUCGACCAAUACAUCAGCAGUCUGGAAGAAGCCAACUACCACGCACGCAAGCAGAAGCGGGUUCCGAGUCGUAGCCGUGCCGUGAGUCGGGAACGUAGGGGCCGCCCCACCGAAGAGACGCGUGAACCCUCCCAAACCCGGGGUCGCUCUGGAGUUCGCUACAUCAAGCCUGCGAAGCGCUCGCCGUCUUCCCCGGUGCCCAUGUCUCCCGAGGACGCGGGAAUCUUCAAUGAUAGCAACAACAGCAACAACGAGAGCUUCGAUGAUGAACGCUACUACAAGGUCACGUCUCCAGUUGAGCCUCGGCCACGUAGUCGAAGCCGUGGUAACUCCAGGGUCCGAUCUGCGUCAAAGGUGUCUGAGCGGAGAGCGCGCAGCAAGAUGGGACGCACACCUAGCAGGAUGGCUAGCCGCCACGCCAGCCCUGAGCGCCGUGACAGUCUAGAUGACGGAAACAUCGCACCUCCCAAGAUCUCACCUGUCCCUCUUCCUGAGCUACCCAAGGACGAUGCGGAUGACGAAGAACCGAUGCCAGUUGCUUCGCCGAGAGUGCGGCAACGGAGCACGAGCCGACGCCCUAGUACUCGAGAGCGGUCUCUUAGUCGUAGGCGCGAGACUUCUGAUUCGCAUGUCCGGCCUCAAACGCCAGAGAUGCCGCACGAUCGGCAAUCCUCGCGGGUGCGUGUGCCUAAGAUUCAGACAGACUUCACAGAGGUCACAUCUAGGCCACUGACGAAGAAAGAGCUCGCGCAAAGGGAGCUCGAGGAACGGCGUAUGUCUUUGGCUCGCAGGCCCUCUGCUCCUGUGAUCCCACACCCGCAAGAUCUGUCAAGGCCUCAGUUGUCUGGUCGCUCUUUGACCGAUAUGAGCAACUCUCCGCACUCGUAUCUCCCACCUUAUAGCGACAGGAUCUCUCGCAGCCACACUGUGGAUCCCGAUGCCAUGAUGCGCUACAACCCCAGAGCUACCUUUGGCACCUCGACAACCUCGACUCCCAUUGGUCUUCCCGCGACACCGCGUGCUCUCCGUCAUCCCAGAUACAUGAGCAGCGAUCCCCAUGAGCGGGAUGCCGUCCCUGCUGUGCCCGAGAUCCCCGAACAUCACAUCAUUCAGGUGCCAGACAUCAACGAGAGCCAAGACGAUGUUGCACCACUUUUGCCUUCAACGGUUUAUGGUCAGAAUGGCCCACAAGGGCCUCAACGUUCUGCUUCGGCACCUCCCGAACAGAUGCAGAUGCAGUACGGCGUCCACAGGCGUGGCUCGGCCAGCAGCCGUGGUAGCGGCAACAAGCGCGUUAGCCCUCCUCCAAUCACCGCUAGCAUCGACGAGACCAUUCACGAGGAUCAGGUCAUCAUCAUCCCAGAGCCCGAAAACCCUCCUCUCCUCGCCGAGUUGCAGCAUUUGGCCGGUCCGCCGCCGCCGCCUCCCCCACCGAGCAUGUUCCAGCCUUCACACGGUCGCAAUGGCAGUGGCGUGAUCAAUAUCGCUAUCGACGAGCACCCUGUGGGGCCUAGCACCACUCCGGCUCUCGAAGGCCCAACCAUCCUGCCAACGCCAUCUAACAGCCCGGACAUGCACCGGCACCGCCGUGGUCGGGGCUCUGUCUCCGAGAGUAUCGGCAGUCGCCUGCGCGGCGUGACAGAGCGCAUGCGUAGCACAUCGCGGUCCGGAGGGCGCGCCAAGUCUCCGCCCAUGGACUUCACACCAUCGCCGUACGAGUCGGUCCAGAUGCCGUUCUCCUGGUCGCGUCAGAAUACCAGAUCACCGCCCAUUGCCGAGUACCGCGGCGCGUCUCCCUACGAAUCGGUCCCGCCGCCUCCGCCUCCUCCGCCUCCGGCGCCGAUGGCGGGUGGCUCCACCUUGAUGGAGCAGGUCAUCCCUCCCGAGAGGGACGGUAGGGGAAACGGAUACGUGAGGAACCCCAAGGAGAUUCGUGCCAACAUGCCGCCGGAGCAGCUGCAGUACGGCGUUGCACAGAGCGCGGGCGGCAUGAUCUAG